AUGACAACAGAGCGCCCGUGUGGCGAACGGAACGGCCACACGCAUUCAAGCAGCGCUGCCGACGGUACGUUUGACCAGCCAGACACCGCCGUAUUGCUCUACGGCGGUCUGCCACCGAUGCCGAAGCCGUCAGUGCAGCGAGGCGAAGGCUCCAUGGAGCGAGAAUUUGACCAGGCCGCGGUGUCACCGAGCCCGGUGGCGGCGGUUGCCGCUUCCAGUGUGGUAGGCGGAGAUACAUCACCUGGGAGUUCCCCACACAUUGGGGUGCAUGAAGCAGAUGACCCCACGAAAAAUUUUGAUAACAGCACCGAAGAAGAGCAUAUGGAUCUUUUCAUUUCCGCGAUGAGUCCGCAAAAUUGUGUAGAUCGUCCACAACGAAGGGCACGAGGUGCUCUCAUGCCGCCUCUCCCCUCCCCUGGUGAGGCAGACGCGGGUGCCAUGAUGCAGUCGGAGAUGCACACGACCCCAAUGACCAAAACGCAUACGCCAGACUUGCGAGUUACGAUGUACGAAAACCAAGAGCUGCGAAGGGAGCUUGCUACCGUGAGAGCAUCUCUGCGGCAGGCGCUACAAACAAUAGAGACUCGUGAGUUGGAGUGUGUUGAGCUUCACCGACUUGUAGAUGAGAUGCAGGCCCAACUGAAUGGUCUAAAGCCAGAAGCCAAUCUCAGGCCAACGCAGACGGAUGCGCAGGGGAAUGGAGAAGGAAGUACCCGGCCUGAAAAGUCCGCAUUCAAACUUCAAGCGACAAAAGACACAACGGGGCCUCAAAUAAUUGGGAAGUAUGAGAGCAAAGAAGAGUGGAGGAUGACACCCAGCAGAGAGCUUUUUGCCGCGGAGGUAAAGCAUGACGCUCACACAGAGGCAUCUACCACCACUGCCAUUGCCGCUGUCAAGAUGAAUGCGACGGAUGCCCCCACCACUGUGGAGGAGACGAUCUCAAUGGGGCAGUUAUGUGAGGAACGGGAUCGGUUGGCAAAGGAGCUCGCGCAAACAAAGAUUGUCGUUGCAGAGCAGGAGACCGUUUUAGACCGCCUUGGGCUGCGAUUCCCGUACCCGGGCGCGCUGGUGGCCGCAGCGCGUCGCACCAUCCCCGCGUUUGAGCCGCUGCGGAAGUCACGCAAACAAAAGCCGGGGCCUCUUGUGGUUGAUCGCACGACGCAAAUGAGGGGAGAGCGAGCCGAACGAAGGGAGUGA
Molecule: messenger RNA, 1197 nt
Organism: Trypanosoma cruzi
Lineage: Eukaryota; Euglenozoa; Kinetoplastea; Trypanosomatida; Trypanosomatidae
Exons: 1
Coding region: 1-1197 (398 amino acids)
Source: RefSeq, a predicted model, not a curated record